Macaca mulatta (Rhesus monkey) is the source of this 7086-nucleotide messenger RNA. It is a transcript of the gene NUFIP2, whose product is annotated as nuclear FMR1 interacting protein 2. Gene Ontology annotation, cellular component: nucleoplasm; cytoplasmic stress granule. NCBI's taxonomy places the organism in Eukaryota, Metazoa, Chordata, Mammalia, Primates, Cercopithecidae. The record is from RefSeq and is marked provisional. Gene Ontology annotation, molecular function: RNA binding.
CCCAGCCGCUUUCAAUGGAGGAGAAGCCCGGCCAGCCACAGCCUCAGCACCAUCACAGCCACCACCAUCCGCACCAUCACCCUCAGCAGCAGCAGCAGCAGCCGCACCACCACCACCAUUAUUAUUUCUACAACCACAGCCACAACCACCACCACCACCAUCAUCACCAGCAGCCUCACCAAUACCUGCAGCAUGGAGCCGAGGGCAGCCCCAAGGCCCAGCCAAAGCCGCUGAAACAUGAGCAGAAACACACCCUCCAGCAGCACCAGGAAACGCCGAAGAAGAAAACAGGCUAUGGUGAACUAAACGGUAAUGCUGGAGAAAGAGAAAUCUCUUUAAAGAACCUGAGUUCUGAUGAAGCCACCAACCCUAUUUCCAGGGUCCUCAAUGGCAACCAGCAAAUUGUAGACACUAGCCUGAAGCAGACUGUAAAGGCCAACACCUUUGGGAAAGCAGGAAUUAAAACCAAGAAUUACAUUCAGAAAAACAGUAUGGACAAAAAGAAUGGAAAGUCUUAUGAAAAUAAAUCUGGAGAGAACCAGUCUGUAGAUAAGUCUGAUACUAUACCAAUUCCAAAUGGUGUGGUAACAAAUAAUUCUGGCUAUAUUACUAAUGGUUAUAUGGGUAAAGGAGCAGAUAAUGAUGGUAGUGGAUCUGAGAGUGGAUAUACAACUCCUAAAAAAAGGAAAGCUAGGCGCAAUAGUGCUAAGGGUUGUGAAAACCUUAAUAUAGUACAGGACAAAAUAAUGCAACAAGAGACCACUGUCCCAACCUUAAAACAGGGACUUGAAACUUUCAAGCCUGACUAUAGUGAACAAAAGGGAAAUCGAGUAGAUGGUUCGAAGCCCAUUUGGAAGUAUGAAACUGGGCCUGGAGGAACAAGUCGAGGAAAACCUGCUGUGGGUGAUAUGCUUCGGAAAAGCUCAGAUAGUAAACCUGGUGUGAGCAGCAAAAAGUUUGAUGAUCGGCCCAAAGGAAAGCAUGCUUCAGCUGUUGCCUCCAAAGAGGACUCAUGGACCCUAUUUAAACCACCCCCAGUUUUUCCAGUGGACAAUAGCAGUGCUAAAAUAGUUCCUAAAAUAAGUUAUGCAAGCAAAGUUAAGGAAAACCUCAACAAAACUAUACAAAACUCUUCUGUGUCACCAACUUCAUCUUCAUCAUCAUCAUCAUCUACUGGGGAAACUCAGACCCAAUCAUCAAGUCGCUUGUCCCAGGUCCCUAUGUCAGCGCUGAAAUCUGUUACUUCUGCCAACUUUUCUAAUGGGCCUGUUUUAGCAGGAACUGAUGCAAAUGUUUAUCCUCCAGGGGGUCAGCCACUGCUAACUACUGCUGCUAAUACUCUAACACCCGUCUCUUCUGGGACAGAUUCAGUUCUCCAGGACAUGAGUCUAACUUCAGCAGCUGUUGAACAAAUUAAGACUAGCCUUUUUAUCUAUCCUUCAAAUAUGCAAACUAUGCUGUUGAGCACAGCACAAGUGGAUCUGCCCUCUCAGACAGAUCAGCAAAACCUGGGGGAUAUCUUCCAGAAUCAGUGGGGUUUAUCAUUUAUAAAUGAGCCCAGUGCUGGCCCUGAGACUGUUAUUGGGAAGUCAUCAGAGCAUAAAGUGAUGGAGGUGACAUUUCAAGGAGAAUAUCCUGCCACUUUGGUUUCACAGGGUGCUGAAAUAAUUCCCUCAGGAACUGAGCAUCCUGUGUUUCCCAAGGCUUAUGAGCUGGAGAAACGGACUAGUCCUCAAGUUCUGGGUAGCAUUCUAAAAUCUGGGACUACUAGUGAGAGUGGAGCCUUAUCCUUGGAACCCAGUCAUAUAGGUGACCUGCAGAAAGCAGACACCAGUAGUCAAGGUGCUUUAGUGUUUCUCUCAAAGGACUACGAGAUAGAAAAUCAAAAUCCUCUGGCCUCUCCUACGAACACUUUGUUAGGCUCUGCCAAAGAACAGAGAUACCAGAGAGGCCUAGAAAGGAAUGAUAGCUGGGGUUCAUUUGACCUGAGGGCUGCUAUUGUAUAUCACACUAAAGAAAUGGAAUCUAUUUGGAAUUUGCAGAAGCAAGAUCCCAAAAGGAUAAUCACUUACAAUGAAGCCAUGGAUAGUCCAGAUCAAUGAAGGACCAGACUGCCUAUUCGUAACCUUUCUGCAGCAUUAGAGCCAUCGUUCAUGGGGGACACAAGGCUUUUAUGCUCCUAGAUCUUCAACGCAGCAGAGGAACCAUAAGUAGAAUCACAGGAUAAUAUAUACAAAUAUAUAUAUAUACAUAUAUAUAUAUAUAGUUAUUUAAAAAAGGCAACUGAAAGUAAUUAGACUUCUUAAGGAAUCAAAUUUAUUUCAAGAGACUACACAUGGUUAUUUAAUCUCCGGUACUGAAUAGGUUUUUUUUCUUCUGUUAGUUUUUGUUUUUAAGUGUGAAUGCAAGUGAUUAAUGAAUACAGACUUAACAAGUGUGGUUCUAAAGUUCCUGCUGUCAUCAACUUGGGCAACAAAUGACCCACUGGAAAGGCAAAUCCACUUAAAAGAUCUCUGUAUCUUGUUCUGUGACUGAAGUGAUACACUAAUCACGGGGAACCCAGAAUGAUUCAACAUUUUCCCCCACUCCUCCCUUGAUCUUUUUGGUUUUACUUUAAUUAAGCCCUGCGAGAAUGCUGGAUAAAUGCCUUGAAGUUAGCAGGGUGUAUUUUUUUAGCGAAUAUGAUUUGCAUGUCUUGCCAGGAGUUAAGCGGCCUCUGUGGGGUGUUGGGGGAAUACUUUAUUUCUUUCCAUUUAUUUUUUGUGGGGUGGGGGGAUAGGGGAGGGCAUUGAAGUUCUACAAUUCUGGAAUAGUUGAUGGUACAUAGUUAACUUGGCUUCGGUUACAUAUUGGACUUUAACAACUGAAGAAUCUAUGCGUGUCAUUUAAAGAAAAGUUGCAGAACAAGCAUUUGGCUUAGAUAUACAAUCUGGAAAAAUAUUCCUGUGCCCAUAUUUUAAUGUAAUUGUAUAACUGGGAGCAAAAAUAUAUUCUGCUUUUCAACUGUAGGUGCUCCAGACUUGCUCUCUGUCACUAACACUAAAUGUGCUGUUUUCCUUAUUUUUCAUCAAACAUUUAAGACAAACUUAGACCUUUCUGUAAAUUCUCUUUUAAUUUCUCAAAAAAAUCUAAAAGGGGAAGUAAAAAGUCCAUGAAAACUAAAACUUUUCAUGUUUUUAGCCAGUGAGAAGGUAAUAAACCCUGACUGUAGAAGGUAUGUUUUCAUGCAAACUAUACUUCUGAGCUUAUUAGCUUCUAAUUAUAUCUUAAUAAAUAUAUUUUAUUACUAGAGCAAGAUGGGUUUUUAAGGAAAAUAAUGUGAAAUUCUGGAAAUUUUCUUUGGGGCAGAGAAGAGCAUUAGCCCUGUCUUAUUACAUUGCCAUCCUGUUGCACUGCAGCUUGUGUAUAGCAUGCUAAAAUAAAUUUUUGUGUGUGUGUGCAGAAAUUAAGGGUCCAAUUGAGAUUGGGUGAUGUUAGUAGCAUAAUAACAAGUUGUCUGGCCUGACACAGCAUCACAUCACACACACAGAAAUUAGUAUAUCCAUGUAUGUCAAAUACAGGUUAAAAUAUCAGGGCAUUUAUAUAAAGAGUUGUAGUCUUCUGAUAAAAGUAGACUGGAUCCCCUGGGGUAUUUGGGGAGAAAGUAACUACUUUUGCUCUACCCCUAGAAAUGUCCAGUUUUGAGUGACUGUAGUAUGGAUGGGUUUUCUUGUUUUGUUGAUUAUUUGAGGCUUUUAAAACAAGUAGUUCAUGAAAGAAGCUGUUGGACUCAACAUAGAGUAGAGUAACUAUCUUUUUAGUCUGGAUUUCUGCCCUGCUUAGAUUUUAAAAGUAUAAGCAUGGAUUGCCAAUUCCACUUGAUGUAAACAAAACUUUUUUUUAUACAUAAUAUAUAUAUAUAUAUAAAAUAACUUAUUGUAUCAGUCCAGGUUCAGAAACUUGUGGUAGGCCAGUUCCAGAUAGUUUCAUUUCACCUGUAAACUGUAUCACUUUUACUGAUAUUGUAAUUUUCAAAUGUAUAAUAUGUUUACAGAUGUGCCCUGCAUUUAGUCUGCCUUGUUCCUAUUUUGAUUUUUGUUGAGUCUCCUGCCUGCUUGCCAAAAGCUAGGAUGCUUCAGGCCCAUGUACAAUUGAAAGCAGAGGCAUCCUUGAGCUUUAAAGCAUUGAACAAACUGGAAAAUGCAACAUACCACAUAACUGAAGUGAAAAAAGUCUGUGUUUUUGUGUUUUUUUAAUAAAAAUUUUCAAAAAGUUUAAAAAAAACAUAUAAGGUUGAUUAAAGGGAAAAAAGGCUCCAGUUUGUUUUACAGGUUUUAAAGUUCUGCUGUGUGUUCAAUUGCCUUGUGUAACCACUUGUCGCCUUAGGGCCAGAUUCCCCUCACCACUCCCCCUUUUUAAAUGUCCAUUUUGCUUGCCUGGAAUUUUAAAGUUCUUCUGUCUCACAACUCACAAGAAACUUUCUGGGUUUGUGACAUACAGAGAUUGAAUGAAUAUAUAUUUGAAAAUGAAAAAAAAAAGACAAACCCAGCCCCCACAUGAAUUGGGCUUUUUAACUUAGAAGCAACACUUGAUUGAACAUUUUUAGAAAGCUGUUGCUUUUCUAAUUUCUUUCCAUAUCCCUCAGGCCUCAGUGUUUGGAGAAGCCAAAAAGAAUGUAUCACUUCUCUGUCUGUCCAAAGGUUUUGGAGAGUCUCACUUUUAAAUGAAACAAUGCAACAUUUCACUUUGAUUUCUCCACUGAAAGUUCCUUGAUUAUAUGGUUAGAGGUAUGUAGUUAGGAAUGUCUGUUAACUUUCUGAGAACCCUAGUGCCCCAUCAUAUUAACUGUCAGUAUUUUGGGGGCAUUAGGUUAAUAGACUUAAUUGCCUAGGUACAAGCAGGACUUUGGGACAAAUCUCUUUGUGCUGUUUGGUAACACUUAACUCUAUUUGUUGCAAUCUUUCUCCUUAGGUCCUCACACAAUUCCUUACAGAGCACUUAUUAAAAAAAAAAAAUCUUAAGAGUUGAUCUGUUUUCUGAUUAUUUUGUGUAAGCUUCUAAACAGACUUCAGCUGUGAUUAAUUUAGCACAUUUAAAUAACGUGUUAUUGUUUGGUGUAAAGAAUUUUCCUCCAACUCAGAGUAUUAGUACUGUAGCAUAAACCAAAUACAGUCUAGAGGGGAUUUUUAACAUCCCUCCAUUAUAAAGACUGAAAAAGGGGUGUGUGUGUAUGUAUGUGUAUGUGUGUGUUGAGUGUGUGUGAGGAAAAGAUGGAGAUAUUAAAAAUUAGUAAAUGAAUGUGUAUAAGACAUUAGUAUUCAGAGAAUGAACUUGUAUUUAUUUUGUGCCAUUUGUUUUCAUUACACAGAAAAAAGUCAGGUGGUUUAAAUCCUUAAAAGGGUAGUAUUGAAAAAUGGCACUAAGAAUGAAAUUAUGACCUAUUUUUUUAAUAGCUAUGAAGAUACUAAUUAUGGGUGAAGAUUUCUUUUUAAAUCUGUUUUGAUUAUUGUAGGCUUCUGUGUCACAUACCACUCUUGUAGGUGUCCUCAAUAAUCCCUUUUUCCCGCAAAACACACAGGGUGUAUUAUCUUUCUCUUUAUUCACCCUCACUUUGCUGAACUGAAGUUAAUUACAUAGCCUUUCUUCUAACCUCCUUAGUAAUGAACCUUCACAUAAAGUGUAUUUACAGCAUCUAUGGUAGCCAGCCCUUUCUCCUCUACUUUCUAGGAGGGGAUUAAAUUCCAAUAACUAGGAAUUUAAUAACAGAUUUUUUUUUCUUUGAAAUAAAUGGCCAGAGAGUUUCUCCAUUUUAGAAUUUUGCUGUCCUCCUUAGUCAUCUGCUUACCUAGUCAUUACUCAAUCUGCAGAAACUUCAUAAAGGAAAAGUGCUGCAUUGUUUUACAAAUAACAGUUUUAGGGAAAACCUCAACUAUGGGAGUUGUCCACAAUACAAAUUUUCAAAAAACAUUACAUAAGGGUAAUUUCAUACUUGGUUGUUAGACUUGUUGCUUCCCCACAUCAGAGGCAUCUAAUGAUUUAUCUUUUGUAAUUGCUGUAAACUUUUUAAAAUAAAGCCAUUUAGUGUGAAAUUGUCAGGUAUCAAAUGGCUAUUGGAAAGGGACUUUACUCAAUUUAAAUUCCACUGUAAAUAAGGAGGGAGUCAUUCCUGCGAGGGUCUCUUCAGAGAAAUAGGUUAAAAGUCCAAUUUCCAGGUAUUACGAGUAUAGUUAUGCCACUGGGCCAUAUCCUCAAAUAACAGCUGAUCCCUCUUGUAUAAAUAUGUUAACUGUGCAGAACAGUUAUGCUAUAGGACAAAUACAAUGGUCCUUAGGGUCAGAUUGGUUGAUGCCACACCAGUCAAGGUAGAGUCUGAUAGGGCAGUAUCUUAAUAACCCUACCCAUGACUUAACUGUUGGAUUUGAAAGGAAAACGUAGGAUUUGCUCUCCUCCCCUUCACCCCCAGAAAAUUUUGAUAAUUUGUUUAAAAGGGAGAGGCAGAGGAAAAGAUUAGAAGCAUAAAUAGCUGCUCUAAGUUUGCCAGAGGCACAUAGCUUAACAUUAGUUCUUAAUAUCGAUGUUAUUUUUACUAAUGUAAUUAAUCAACAGAGCACCAAGAUUCUUUCAUGGUGAAAAAGGUGGGCUUCUGUUUUGGUAUUUUAAAAUGUUUCUUUUAAAAUAUAUAUCACCUUUGUGAGAACCGGGACCACCUGGGAGAGUGAUGAAUCAUUGGCUCUACUCAAAAGCAUUGCUUUACUGAGUUUUAAAUUUCACACCGUUUUGCUGCUCAAGAAAGGUCUUAAAGUAGUUAAAGGAUGCCAGCAAUAGUCCGAAUAGAAUUUUCAGUUGUCUGCAUGAUGAAAACACCCAGUGCAGCAUGAUUGGAAUAUUGCUUUUGCAUUACUGGGAAUGGUACAUCAGUUAUGGGCUAGAAACUAUGGAACAGCCAUCCUGGGAUGCUGAUUCAGACUUCCCUAUUUAUCCAUACAAUUUUGUUAUGUCCAGAGUUCUAAAGCCAUUUUAUAAUACUGCAGUAUCCCCCCCCCUUUUUUUUUUGAGACGGACUCUCUGUUGCCCAGACUGGAGUACAGUGGUGCAAUCUUGGCUCAC